Messenger RNA from Beauveria bassiana ARSEF 2860, 1173 nucleotides. Its product is annotated as cyclic nucleotide-binding domain-containing protein. The transcript has 2 exons. The coding region runs from base 1 to 1173 and encodes 390 amino acids. Gene Ontology annotation, molecular function: cAMP-dependent protein kinase regulator activity. The record is from RefSeq and is a predicted model, not a curated record. Gene Ontology annotation, biological process: regulation of protein phosphorylation. Gene Ontology annotation, cellular component: cAMP-dependent protein kinase complex; nucleus. NCBI's taxonomy places the organism in Eukaryota, Fungi, Ascomycota, Sordariomycetes, Hypocreales, Cordycipitaceae.
AUGUCCGGUCCUUUUACGAGCCCUUUUGGCGCCAAUACGAAUCCUUUCGGCAGCGAUCGAUCCCAAAACGAUGCCAUGCAUCGGGUCAUCGAGGAAGAGGAGCAAGAUACUGUCCCUUCCCCUACAGAUAGUCCCUUUGCCCCUGGAGCCACUGCCGGCUUUUCCAACGUCUUCGGCGGUGACGCCUCGGGGGAGACGCCUCCCACUGUUCGGUCACCGCCCAACCCAGAUAGCUAUCCGGCUCAAUACAACUUUAACAGAAGAACUUCUGUGUCAGCUGAAUCGCUCAAGCCCAGCGCCGACACAUACGAUAACUGGUCCCCGCCUUUUCACGAAAAGACACCGGAUCAGAUCAGCCGUUUAAAGCGCGCCAUUGAGGGAAACUUCCUCUUCAGCCAUCUAGACGAUGAGCAGAGCAGCCAGAUUCUUGGUGCUCUCGUGGAAAAACCGAUUCCCGUCAAGGACAUCAAGGUUAUUAGUCAAGGUGAUGCUGGUGACUAUUUCUACGUGGUCGAAAAGGGCUCUUUCGAUGUCUAUGUCAAUUCGACAGGUACCAUCGGACCGGGACCCGAGGGCAUGGGCAGCAAGGUUGGCAAUAUCGAGGCUGGUGGCUCCUUUGGUGAGCUUGCCCUCAUGUAUAAUGCUCCUCGCGCGGCAACUAUCGUUUCCGCCGAAGCAAACUGCACCUUAUGGGCCCUCGAUCGUGUCACAUUUCGCAGAAUCCUGAUGGAAUCUACUUUUGCCCGCCGACGCAUGUAUGAGAGCUUCCUCGAGGAGGUUCCCCUGCUUUCUUCGCUCACUCCUUAUGAGCGAUCCAAAAUCGCCGAUGCUCUUGAGACUCAAAAGUUUGCUCCUGGUGCUGUCAUUAUCAAAGAGGGCGAUCCUGGGUACUCCUUCUAUCUCUUGGAAGACGGUACCGCUGAUGCAUACAAGGGCGAUAUCAACAACAAGGUGCUGCAAUACAAAAAGGGCGAUUUCUUUGGCGAGCUGGCUCUGCUAAAUGAUGCCCCUCGAGCCGCUAGUGUUGUUGCCACGACGGAUGUCAAAGUAGCGACCCUUGGCAAGAAUGCCUUUCAGCGCCUCCUCGGUCCUGUGGAAGGCAUUUUGCGCCGCACGAAGUAUCAGGGAGUCAAGGCUGGCGUUGAGGAGAUGGACCCUCUGCACUGUGACUAA